UAUAUAUUUAUUCGAACCGGAACAUUCUAGCAUUUGCUUUCUUGCUGUUUCUUAUACGAACCGCUGCCACAGUCCAUAACAGUGAGAUAAGUUGAUGUGUUGUUUUGAUACUAAUACGUAGUUCCAUUUAUAAGUGUUGGUACAGUGAACAGUAAUCGAACAGCGAACAGAUCCAUUUUUUUUUUCUGUCGUUCAUUGUGAAAUUCGGUAGAUCGUUUUGGUUUCAAUCUCAAAUAGCAAUACAUUUUUCAGGGGAAAAAAUGUCUUUAAAUACAGCUCAUGCCAAUAAUGGCGUUUUAAUUCAUGCUGGAGAAGCAAUUUUGCUAUUCAGUGAAAAUGUAAACAUGGAAUUUUCCGGUCAAGAUGGGCCAGCAUUCAAAGGCACCAAACAUGGCUCAAUCUACUUGACCACACAUCGUUUGAUUUUUAAUGCCAAGAAAUUUGAAGAUGCCAUGAAAUCAUUCAGUUUUCCAUUCAUCUGCUUGAAUGAUGUUGAGGUAGAGCAGCCAUUGUUCGGAGCGAAUUACAUUCGUGGAAAAGUACGUGCACAACCUGAUGGCAACUUUGUCGGCGAAGCUAAAUUCAAGAUGACUUUUAAAUCGGGUGGCUGCAUUGAGUUUGCACAGGCAGCCCUUCGAGCUGCCCAUAUGGCGCAACAGAAUGCUCACGGUGCUGAGCCACCACCAUACUCACCACCUUCAGGUGAUUGGCAUCAAGCUCCACCGCCUGCAUACACACCAACACCAGGAUACUAUGGAUGGCUGCCGCAUACGGUUUUCCCCAAUCAACCAGACCCAUCGCAAGUCUACAUGCACGAUAGUCCACCACCUUAUCCUGGAAUCGUGCCGAACAAUCCACCACCAAGUUAUGGUAACUAUGGUCAAGCACAACCCGGCUAUCAACAACCCGGUCAUCAGGCCCAAGGCUAUCCACAACCAGGAGGCUAUCCAAGUUAUCCACAAUCCGGAGGCUAUGGUCAACCAAAUUCAGGCAAUGCCGGUUAUCCAUCGGAGGGAGGUUAUCCGCAAUCAAACCCGUAUCCAAGCCCUUAUCCAAACGCAGGUGGGUAUCCGCCGCAAUCAAAUAACACGUAUCCACAAGUGCCAAAUGCGACGCCUUAUGGUAAUCCAGCACCAAGUUAUCCACAAGGCGGUUGGUCACAACCAAAUCAGACUCCCAGUUAUCCAGGCUAUCCUCCAGCUGGUGGAGCUGCUGCUGGUGGCUAUGCACCACCACCAAAUUCGAAAGAGGCAGAAGCAGCACAGUCAUCAUACAAUCCGGUUCAACCAAAUGCUCCAUACGCUCCACCACCAGGCUACAAUGAUCCACCACCAAGCUACGGUUCGUUGAGCGACAAAGAGCGAAAAAAACAAUAAAAUACCAAUCAUCGAUUUUUGAAUGAAUAAAUUGCCUCACAAUCAAACACGACACUUCAAACUUAUGAUUGUUUCAAAUACACACCUCGGAAAACUGAAGCUAAAACAUUUACAUUUUUUUUUAAAUGAAUUUAUGAAUUUUCUAUUAAAAAAAUAAAUAAAUAAAUUAUAGUAUUACAUACAACGGUGGCGAAAAAUAUUUCGCUAAAAAAAAUUCGGCCCAGAGGCCUUACAAUCAAACUUUAAUCGAACAUAAAUUUGUUCCUUACAGUUUGAUCUGAUGAACACAUUUUUACAACUAAAUCAUUCACAUUGUUUAUUUAAGAUAUAAAAUGAAAUGAGAUCUAUGUUCACACUAUGAUUGUUAGAUUUUAGUUCUUUAUUGUAUCCCGCAGAAAUAACUACAAGAGAAAAAAAAAUACACAUAAAAGUUCAGGUGAAUGCAACUAUUGUUAACAGUGAGAUUGAAUUGCGGUGCACGUUUCAAUGAUGUCUGUCGUAUGUCGAAUUUUGAAUGAGUUUAACCAAAGGAAUCACCAUUCCAAGCACUAAAACAAUUGUAUAAAAAUAUAAUUUAAACAUAUUUAGAAGAAAUAAAAUCCAUGUAAUCCUCACUUAUUCGUACUAAUCCCCUUUCUGUUUAAAUUAAAUUUCAAAACAACAAAAUAAUCCAAAUUUUAUCGUCGUUAUAAUGAUUCUUUGUACUUUAAAUAAUAAUUGCAAUAAAUGUUAUAUACAAAAGAACAACGAA
Messenger RNA from Sitodiplosis mosellana (orange wheat blossom midge), 2127 nucleotides. It is a transcript of the gene Wbp2, whose product is annotated as WW domain-binding protein 2. Gene Ontology annotation, cellular component: nucleus. The transcript is spliced from 7 exons. Gene Ontology annotation, biological process: positive regulation of DNA-templated transcription. Lineage: Eukaryota; Metazoa; Arthropoda; Insecta; Diptera; Cecidomyiidae. The record is from RefSeq and is a predicted model, not a curated record. Gene Ontology annotation, molecular function: chromatin DNA binding; transcription coactivator activity. Bases 261 to 1376 code for a protein of 371 amino acids.